AUGGCUGGCGGCCUCACUCAGACGCAGCCAGCGGCGGCAGUCGCCGCGAGGACGAUGGGCCGCAGGCGGGGCCUGCUGAGCGCCGUGCUGCUCGCGGCGGCCUUCGCCGUGGCGCUCCUGCAGGCCAGCUACGCCUUCGUUGGCGGGGGCACCCAGCUGGCGCCCUUGCGCUCUUCCGGCGUGGAGCACGCGGUCGCCAGGCGGGUGAAGCCCAGGGUCCGCUGGUCCAUCGACCCGGAGCCUUCGAAGAUAACGUUCAAGGGACGCGGAAACCUGGAGCAAUUCAACGAGGACGAUCUGGACGAGGCGGAGCCGGCGACCGCCCGGAUGCCGAUGCCGGACAUUGGCAUCGACCUCGACGGCGACAAGCUGGACAACCUCGAGGAGUGGUACCAGGAGCAGCUCACGGGCGAGGGCGGGAGCCCCGACGGUUUCAUCCGGGACCUCAUCCUGAAGAGCUUCUACGGGCCCUACAAAGCGAAGACUGGCAACCCCACGACUGGCUUUUUCUUGCCCGACUACGUGCAGUACACCGGGGAGCGCGGGCAGCCCUGCGACACCGACUACGAGACCGCCUUCGAGAACAUGAAGGCCAACAUCAAGGAGAACAAGAACUACAUGCUGAAGGACGACGGCGCGGGCUGGACCUGGAUCGUCGCCGGGCAGAACCCCGGUGGCCAGUUCCUCUACACCCAGAAGUCUCCUCCCUUCGGGGAGCGGCCCCUGGCGCUCAUCAAGCAGUCCGACCCUGACGAGUUCUUCGAGAAGGUUGACUGGCACAGGCUCUACACCCGCCUGCACAAGUGGCAAUUGUGGGGCCAGAAGGCCAAGGCCUUCCCGUACCCUGUCAGGGGCAGGCCCGUCCUCUCCUGA
Prorocentrum cordatum is the source of this 873-nucleotide messenger RNA. The record is from the annotation of a GenBank genome assembly. Lineage: Eukaryota; Dinophyceae; Prorocentrales; Prorocentraceae.